UAAUUAAAAAAAAAAAAUGGAAGCUUCUGUGGGAACGAUUUCCGAAGGCGAAUGGAACUCUACGUUCAUCGGGAUGUGUUCCGACGAAGCGGAUUUCAUGGCACAACUGCUCGGUAGCUGUUCGACUCCGAACGAAUCGAGUACGGGCUUUGCAUGGCCCAUUUACGAAUCCAAUACGGGCUUUGCAGGUGAUGGUUCCAUGUAUUCUCCGGAAGAAACUAAUAAUAACAAUAACAAUAACAAUAAUAAUAAUACUGCUAGCAUGUAUAGUUCCUCUUGGAGUGCUACUAGCAAUAAUAGCCAGGAGUGCUACUAUCCUGGCAGUAGUGUUUCUCAUCAAUUUUUCGGGAAUAGUAAUAAUAAUUUGGUGGCGAUGGAUCAUAUUUACUGCCCGAACAACGGUAAUGCGAUGGAAGGGUAUCAUGAAUUCAUGAAUCCUGACGUCGGCGGCGAUGCUAUGGAGUACUCCGAUGAGAAACCGAUGGAGCAGAAAUUGCUAAUGCCAGAGCAGCCGUUGAAGGCUUGUGAGAUAUCCAAGAAACGAACUCGCAUCAAUGGAGAAGUUCAAAGAAGCAAGAGAAGCAUGAAGACGAAGAAUUGUAGAAAGUUUGAUGAUGACGAAGAAGAUAACAAUAACAAUAACAAUAACAAAAGCAAUGCAGUGCUUAACAGGCAGAGCUCAAGUGUGGGUUGUUCGGAAGAUAAUUCGAUUGUUUCACAUGAAAUGAAAGGAGUUGCUUCGGGCUUAUGCUCGAAGGGAAGCGGGCCCGCGUCUCUCAGCGUAAGCGAAAAGACGCGGGCCGGCAGGGGUUCAGCUACCGAUCCCCAGAGCCUCUAUGCUAGGAAAAGAAGAGAAAGAAUAAAUGAGAGAUUGAGAGUGUUGCAAAACCUAGUCCCUAAUGGAACUAAGGUUGAUAUCAGCACAAUGCUUGAAGAGGCUGUUGAGUAUGUCAAGUUCUUGCAGCUUCAGAUUAAGGCAGAAAUUUAG
Molecule: messenger RNA, 988 nt
Organism: Erythranthe guttata (spotted monkey flower)
Lineage: Eukaryota; Viridiplantae; Streptophyta; Magnoliopsida; Lamiales; Phrymaceae
Source: RefSeq, a predicted model, not a curated record